Pediculus humanus corporis (human body louse) is the source of this 2046-nucleotide messenger RNA. RefSeq names its product Intraflagellar transport, putative. Bases 1 to 2046 code for a protein of 681 amino acids. The record is from RefSeq and is a predicted model, not a curated record. Gene Ontology annotation, cellular component: intraciliary transport particle B; cilium; centrosome. Gene Ontology annotation, biological process: cilium assembly; intraciliary transport. NCBI's taxonomy places the organism in Eukaryota, Metazoa, Arthropoda, Insecta, Psocodea, Pediculidae. The transcript has 8 exons. Gene Ontology annotation, molecular function: tubulin binding.
AUGGCCAAUGUGCAAUUGAAAACGGUUGUCGAUCAAAUAAAUGCAUUAUUGAAUAAAAAUUACAAUGUCAUUUCAUUCGAUUCUUUGACCGAAGAAAAGUUAUUGCAGGUUGUCACUGAUGUCUUGGGUGAAAUUGAUCCAACAAAUAAAGUUGAUAUUCAACAUGAAGAAUUAGAUGAAACUGCUGUGAGAAUAUUGGAAAUGUUAAGAAUUUUAAAUUAUAAACUAAAACCUGGAAUGUCUGUAUCGACUUUUCGUCAAGGUUUGGUUCAAGGAAACAAAAAUGUCAUUCAUCCGAUAUUAGAGUGGCUUUUAGCUAACAUCAGCGAUCUUAAAAAGAGAUCAUACUUGGCACAGUAUUUAGUAAAACUUGAAAUUCCACCUGAAAUGCUAUCAGAUCCUGAAAUUGGUUAUUUGUACGAGCAGUAUGAAUUAAACAUUGAAGACUUUAAAGAUAUUCAUAAGAAAUAUGAGGCUUUAAAAACCAGUGGUAUGUCAAUAAAUGAACUCAGAACUGAUAUUUCUGCAAUGGAAAAAGAAAAAGACAUUGUACAGAAAAAAAUUGAAAAAUUACACCAGAGGGUUGACAAUAUAUCUGGUAAAAUUGCUUUGCUUCAUUCUGCAAAAAUAUUAAGAGAAGAAAAGGAAAAGGAAAAAGAAUUAUCAUCUCAAGCUGAACAACAACAAUCGCAAUUAUUGAUGAAUGAUCAGAAAAUGAGAAGGCUUCAAAUUCAAUUAAAAGAACUUAAACAAGCAUCUUUGGGUGCCACUUCUGAAAGGUUACUGAAGAAAUUGGAAGAAGAUUGCAGUGUUAAUAACUACAUGGCAAAACAAAAACUUCCACAAGAAAUCAAUAAUCGCCGAACGGAAGUAAAAAUUUUAGAAAGUGUUUUAAGGGAACCCAAUAUCACUCAUGCAGAUCUUGAAGAUUUAAGUGCUCAGAUUCAACAAAUAACAUUGGAAAUAAAUGAAAUGGUCGAACGACAUCUUGCAACUCAGAAUUUAAGCGAAGAUAAAAAUGCACCUUUUAGACAACAAGCCAGCAUAAUAGCUAAGAAAAAAGAAAACAAAGCGGAAAAUUUAAACGAUUUGAAAAACGUACUUGCAAAUUUGGAAGAAGAACUCGAAGAAAAAUUAAAUAAAUUAAAAGAAUUAGCCGGCGACACGGUUUUAAAAGGUGAAGAAUUUAAAAAAUACGUUGAUAGAUUGAAAGGGAGAACGGUUGUGUACAAACAAAAAAGAGCCGAAUUACUCGCUCUCAAAUCCGAACAUGGAAUUUUAAGUAGAACGUUAGAAAUAUUAUCGUCGAAAGAAGAAGAAAUUUUGAAAGCUUUGCAUCAAGAAGAAUCCUUACACGGAUUGUUCGGUUACCGAGAUACGGUCGACACAUUGGAAAAAGUUUCUGAAGAAACAUCGGAUAUGGAUACCGCAAAGGGAAAAACCUUGGAAGAAAUGUCGGUGUUGGUUCAACAGAUAUCCCGUAGAAUUUCGGCAAAAAAAAAUCAAUUGUCGCCAUUGAUAGCCGAAUUGCGACCCCUUCGAGAGGAAUUCAAUGAGUUGAAUGAAGAAUACGAGCAAAAGAAAAAAAUUUACGAUUCGACGGCGUCUGCUUUGGACAACACAACUCAUCUAUUGGAAGAGGAAGUUAAUAAUCUCAAAAUGGAUAUUGAAAAUUACGAGAAAGAAAUAAAAAUAUUAGAAGGAGAAAAUAACAGAGCCAAAGAAUACUCGGUGAAAAUUUUGGACGAAUUGAAAUAUUACGUUUCGAAUAAUCCGGAAAGCAAAAAACAAUCAUUCAGAGCUCAAUUGAAUCAAAAAAUCAGCGAACAAGAAAAAUUAGGGAAACAAUUACGGGAAGAGCAAAAAUUAGUAAAGGAUAAUCAAGUCAAAAAAGCAUUACAAGUUCAAUAUUGGAAAGAUUUAGAAAGUUUGUGGGAAGGUAAAAAAAAAGGUUUUGAAAAAAGUAAAAAAAAUUCCGGAGUCGGGAAAAAAAAAAAAGGAGCAAAAACUCUUAUUUUAUCCCAAGGAAUUCUUUCACAAAGUUAG